GAAAGUUGUUGUUGUUGUUGCAAAAGCAUGUUAAUCACUUUUAGGCGGUAGAUCUCACUUAUUGAAUGAUUAUGAUAGGAGCAAAACGUGCAACAGAUUUUAUGAGAUGUUUGACAAUAUCUUACACGGCACGGUGUUGCAAUAAGUCGUCCUAAUUAUCAUGUACUAGUACUUGCGUUAGUAUUUUUUGCAUUUCUCCCGUCAAUGGAAGCUGUCCACUAUGACCCCUCCCACUUCUCCCCAAAAUAGACCCUAACGCGAAGUAAACGCUAAAUAAACCCACGAAAACAUCCGUUUUCACCUUAAAUCAACCCGUACGUCGCAGUGGGGAUUAUUUCCGGCGGCAAAUGCGAGAUUAAUUCUGUCUACGUGAAUCGCUCGCGUUCGUGUUCGUUUCGCGGGAAAACGGGCGGAGGAAUAAAACAGCGGAGGGGGGAGUGGUGCGGCUGGUUUUAGUGCAGCCGGCGCAGCUCUCAGCUGUGAUUCUCACGCUGCUGAUGACAGACUGUAGUUCGUCCUCACCGGGUCGCUGGUGCAGUCAUUCAACUCUCCAUGCAUGCUUCACACAGCCUCGCGGAAACCGCCGUCAACGCCUCCGUGGAAGGAUUUAAUGUUACUUUCGAGUUGGAAUAACUUUCCUACCCUUUUUUGCGCCUCUUGGGUUGAUUUCGCCCGGUCUUCUUCCGCCGACAGUUUACGUACUAAAAGCUUCGCAAUAAGGAAAAAAGACACCGGAGACAAAAUGCCGCUGGAUUCAAGUUUGGCGAGUAAAAACUACGACUACGACUACGACUCCUUUCAGCCGUUAUUCUACGACAACGAGUUAGAGGAUUUCUACGCUCAGCAGCUUCAGCCUCCGGCGCCGAGCGAGGACAUCUGGAAGAAAUUUGAACUGCUGCCGCCGACCCCCCCGCUCUCCCCGAGCCGCCGGCCGUCCCUGUCGAGCCUCUUCCCCUCCACGGCGGACCAGCUGGAGAUGGUGACCGAGUUCCUGGGCGACGACGCGGUCAGCCAGAGCAUCAUCUGCGACGCGGACUACUCGCAGACCUUCCUCAAGUCCAUCAUCAUCCAGGACUGCAUGUGGAGCGGCUUCUCCGCCGCGGCCAAGCUGGAGAAGGUGGUCUCCGAGCGGCUCGCCUCCCUGCACGCCGCGCGCAAGGAGUCUCCGGCGCGCGACUGCGCUGGCCCGGAAGUCGGCGGAGGCGCGGCGGCGGCGGCGGCCGCGUGGCUGAACAGCAGCUACCUGCAGGACUUGAACACGUCCCGCGGGCGGGAGUGCAUCGACCCGUCCGUGGUGUUCCCCUACCCGAUGGCGGAGACCCCCAAGCAGGGGCGCCGGGACGCUCCCCCAGCAGGGACCUUGGGACUGGAGACGCCGCCUAACAGCAGCAGCAGUAGCAGCAGCAGCAGCUGUAGUGACUCAGAAGAUGACGAUGACGAUGAAGAGGAGGAGGAGGACGAUGAUGAUGACGACCAGGAGGACGAGGAGGAGAUCGACGUGGUCACGGUAGAGAAGAGGCACGGGGUGAAGCGGUCCGACCCCACCAGCCCCGCGGAGACCAGGCACAGCCCGCUCGUGCUGAAGAGGUGCCACGUCUCCACCCACCAGCACAACUACGCCGCCCAUCCCUCCAUGAGGCAGGAGCAGCCGGCAGUCAAGAGGCUGAAGCUGGAGAGCAGCAGCAGCAGCAACAACAGCGGCGGCGGAGGAAGCGGCGCCCACAGAAGGGUCCUCAAACAGAUCAGCAGCAACCGCAAGUGUUCGAGCCCGCGGACGUCUGACACGGAGGACUACGACAAGAGAAGGACUCAUAACGUUCUGGAGCGUCAGAGGAGGAACGAGCUCAAGUUGAGCUUCUUCGCCCUGCGAGACGAGAUCCCCGAGGUGGCGAACAACGAGAAGGCGGCCAAGGUGGUGAUCCUGAAGAAGGCCACGGAGUGCAUCUACAGCAUGCAGACGGACGAACAGAGACUCCUCUCGCUCAAGGAACAGCUGAGGAGGAAGAGUGAGCUUUUAAGGCAGAGACUCGCACACCUGCACAGCUCUCGAGCUUGAAGUUUGACUCGGCGUAGACUUUUUGGCCUUUUUUUGUUUUGUUUUUUAUGCAAGUUCAAGAAUUUGGGGGUGUACAGUUGUUGUUGCAUGGAAAUGCAAAGCGGAUUAAGUUGUUUGGAAUCUUGUUUGAUUUCCAUGUUAAAACUGCCUCAAUUGAAGUUAUGGGUGGAUUAAAUAUUUAAAAGUUUAUUUUUAUUAAUAAAAUAUUAAAAAUCGGCGCUGUUCAGGGCCCGAACUAAAAUAUACAUUUUUACGUUUUGUAUAUAAUUAAUAUUUCCUAAGAAAAUGUAUUUUUGGAUCUCAAUUGUCUGAAUGUUCAGACUCUGUUUUGGUUUUUCCAUUAUGUUUCUAGACUUUUUGAAAUAUAAAAAAGUUUCUUCUUGAAUCUGUGUCCUUGUUCUUGCACUACAAACACACACAUGUUACAGUUCGUCACCGUGGAUACAUUAACAUGUAAUGGAGGUAUACAUGUUUGCAUUGGCGCGGGUUCAUCAGUGAUUGCAUGGUUUGAAUAAAGUGACUUUGAUAAGGUAA
Gasterosteus aculeatus aculeatus (three-spined stickleback) is the source of this 2590-nucleotide messenger RNA. The record is from RefSeq and is a predicted model, not a curated record. Lineage: Eukaryota; Metazoa; Chordata; Actinopteri; Perciformes; Gasterosteidae.